This is a messenger RNA of Microbotryum saponariae, 3728 nucleotides long. The record is from the annotation of a GenBank genome assembly. NCBI's taxonomy places the organism in Eukaryota, Fungi, Basidiomycota, Microbotryomycetes, Microbotryales, Microbotryaceae.
AUGGACCCAAAUAACGACAUUUUCCAGUCCCCGUACACGUUACUAUAUGAUGGUUCAAACUCUGACUAUCACCCCUGCGGCAAGGUGGACGACUUCAGCUACCGCGCGAUCGGCACGCCCUUCCAAGGGGCGCCCCUUCCUCCCUCGUCACAGCUCCCAGUCUCAGCAAUACUGGAUACCUCACUUCAACAACGACUAGAAGGCGCGCUACUUGACUUUCUGGGCGCGCAUGACUUGUUGGAACCUGUGUACAACGAGACGCGCAAGCUGCUGCUGCAUGUGGGACAAACACGACUCUUCUGUACGAACUCACCCGAGUGCAUCGUUAGUAUGCACGACCUGCGUAUCCGAAUACUCGAGCCCCUUGUCACGAUCGCACUGAAAAAAUAUCACGACAAGAUCGAAGAGGACGGCAAGAAGUCGGGCGGUAUUUACCUCCUCCACUAUCGUCCCGAAGACCCCAUUCAACCCCAACUCCCUCGCGGGAUCACCUUUGCUCUGAGGCACACGAUAACGGGGGUGGCGUCCAACACGACCAUAUCGUUUGAGGAAGACUCGAGCUUCCUGACCUUUGGAUGUCAGCCGAACGGGUUUGCCCGCGAGGACGAGUGCAAGUUCUUCCUCAACGAGGGUGAGCCGAUCCCGCUCGAUCCGUGCGGCAGGAGCCACGGCGUGCAGGCGAUGCUGAACAAGGUGAGCAUCUUGCAUUCACUCGUGCUUCGCUCAAUGGUCACUAGAUUGCUAACUGUAUCUUUCUUUGGGUCUCCAGCUCGUCUGGAGGAUGCAGUCUGCAAUUCAGCGUGACCCAAAGACGGGUAAAGUCGAGGUACCGGUGCGCUUCGGCAUCAUUAUGAGCACUCAUUUUGCCAUUCUGGCCGAGUCGGGUAAGUUGGAUUGGUCAUGACGAGUUGAGCUUGCCCAUCCCUAAGCCACCUUCUGAUCCCCUGACAGUCACCAAUCCGAACAACGAUCAAGAAGCUGGGCUCGUCUACACCCCCAUCUUCAAAACCGGCAAUGACGUUAAGGAUCGGGAUCGAGAUGCGUUCAAUUUCCGCCCAAAAUCCAUUCCGCUUUUGUUCCUCGCGAUUAUACUAGACUAUCUCGUCAAGGUCCCACCUCCGCCCGACAAGAUUCUCAACUUGUUGUUUGGUACGGGGAAGCAUCUGGACGAUUCUAGCGGAGACUCGGGUGUCGAGGGGCAGACCAAACCUGAACGCUCAGAGGAAGGUGACGGGGAACACCCAACUGGACUAGAGAACAAGCGACAGACAACAGGUCACCCAAGUGAAUCAGAUAAUAAGGGCCUUCCGGACUCAUCCGCCCAUGUCGUAUGACCACCAUGCAGCUCGCUGUCCAAGCGAGGCUGAACACCACUCUGUGGCCGGUAAGUCGUCUCUAUCACCAUCGGAUGAGGACGGAAGUCGUUCGGCUUCUUCCCCGACUUCCACCGCGGGUAGCUGACAAGGCUCUCUUUCCGACUUUUAGCCACGAAUAGCUCUCUACAAAUUUGAUUGAGGGAACUGGGUGAACCGGGGCACCCGUAUCGAAGCCGUCACCUUCGAGGUCGUCAGCAAGCCGGGCAAACCGUUGAAGGCUCGCGACACAACCCCAGUAAUGACCUUGUCCACCUUCCCCCCGCGUUAGUGUAUUAUCUUUCCCGGCCCCUGGGCGAGCUGUAUGAGCGAAGAGAGAGCUCCGUCGUUUUGUCCGAUUUGAAAGAGGUCAAACUCAACACUCUACCGGUGUUCGCUGCAGCGCACCUCCUGGGAGAAGGCGGGUUCGGCUCUGUGACCGCUGGCAGAUUAGUGGCCAGCACUGCCGCAAUCAGGGACGUGGAUCCCAAGGAUCGCAGCUCGAAGGCUCCUGAAGUGGGAAGUUCACCUAUAGAAGCUCGCAAUGAGGACUCGACCGACUCAAGAUCGAGCUCGAUCCCGACCCUAGUUAAUUACUAUGGGCCAGCGCCCGAUUUUUAUUUUUUUAUCCAAUAAAUUUCAAUCACAGUCUAAUUUUAUUAAGGCCAAGAAGCCCGACAAGGGUCGUCUCUUUUUGUAGAUCAUAGCUGGAAUUCCAAUUCUCAUCAUCAUCCAGGAUUUGGCCUACGAGGCGGCGGUGGCUCGCUCACGCUGGGUUCCACCUGCCGACCGCCAACGCAACGCACCGCCCGAAGCUCACUACCCUCGCCGAUCCGGUGGUUCUCGCUCGUUGUUUUCGUUCAAGCUGGCCCAUCUAUUGGACCCCUUGUGGUGGCGCACCCAAGCGCAUCACCUCAGCUCGUCGACCGCUUCCGCUCGCUUGGACGUGCUCGACGGUCUCUCGUCGCAACUCGCCCAGUUCGAUUCGCUCUUGCGUGCUUCGGAUAACGUCGUCGCGAACAAGGCUGUUCAGCUGUUGGGUAGGUCUACAGGUGGUCUCUGUGGCGUGUGGGUGGGGGUGGGUGGGCGCGAAGGGCUAAUGAUCUCCCUGUGCUUCGUCCUCCCCACGUGCUCUCUCGCACUCCCGCCUUCUUCAUCUCCUUCUCCCCUAAUCAGACCAUCCCACAACAACCCAAACUCUCCAACUCAUCUCCACCUACUCCCCCUACUGGUUCCCCGCGUUCCUGAUCUUCCUGACCUCCCUCUACUCGCGCCGUUCGUCCCGUCUCUCCGAACAAGGUCGUAUCGAGCGCCACAUCUCUGCCCGCCUUCAAGCGCGAGCUUACGCCAUUACGGACAAGAUGUUUGACCUUGGACUGGGGACACCGAGUGCUGAGGGGAUGCCCAGUGGGAAUGGGAGCGGUAAAGGGUGGGGAGAAGUCGAGGUGCAGUGGGGUAAGGAGAAGUAAGUCCACAGAGCUUUGGAUGAGGGUAUAGGGGCUUUGAAUUGAUAAAGUCUCUGGGCGGUUGUCGUUUACAGGAUUCGAGUUCCACUCCCACCCCCUAAUUCACCCCUUUCGACGCUCAAAGCAGCCCUGUACGUUUUGACGACCCUCUCGAUCCCCAGCAGCACUCGACUAACCCCACCUCCUUGGACUGGCCCAUAGUUUCAACAUCACCGGCGUAGCCCCCGACCAACAAAAAUUGAUCUACUCCGGCGCGAUCCUCAAAGACGACCUCGCGCCUCUCUCCUCCUUCGGCCUAAUCGAUAACCCUCAACCCAUCUCCACCUCCUCCCACUCGACCAUUCCCAGCUCUACAAGAUCCUUCUGGGACACUUGGGCCCUCCUCGGUUCCUCCCAAAACGCUUCUCGACGUAAAUUGAAAAAACUGAUCCUUCUCGGUUCCAAAGACGUUUCGGCGCAAAUCGACGAGCGUCUCAUGAAUCGCGCCGAUUUACUCCCCACGGGGGCCGAAGAGAUCGUACCUUUGAAAUCGAUCUUGACGGAGGAACAAGUGAUCGAAAAGGUUGAUCAAGUCGCGCAGAACAAGUUGAAGGAUUUGCUACCGGAUUUGGAAAAGGUGGAACGAUGGAUCGCGAGCGUAGAAGGUGGAAAUGGAAACCCCCGCCCGCAGGUGGAAACGGAGACGGCAACGGCAACGGAAAUGGAGAUGGAGAAACCGAAUCCAAGGACCUUGAUCUUUCUCUCCGAAGCAUUACUUCAAGCCUUGUUGAAGCUCGAUUCGAUCGAGGUGCAAAGUGGGUAUGAUCGAGCGAGGGCGGCGAGGAAACAAGGCGUUAGGGACUUGCAGGCCGCUUUGGAUAGCGUCGAUGCGUUGAAGCCGAGGUUCAAGAAGGCCUUGGCGAAAGAGUAG